UCAACGUUCAAAAGAAUUAGUCGUCCUGCCUUCGCGCACUCGACUCUGGGAGACUUUAGCGCAAAAGAUCUGAAUUCGAAAAGAUCUUUUUUGGCCAGUCUCGGGAAUAUGACGGAUCCUGUGGUGUUGCAAUCCGCCGUACGAGUGCCAACGCCUCCUCCAGGCGAGUUGCAACCUCAAGCUUCUCGCAAACGGUCUCCUCCCUCUCGUUCUCCGUCUCCGAAUCGUCGCCGUUCGGCUCCGGGUGAUUCGUUGAAGCAGGAUGGGGACGCACCUCACCUCGACGAUGAGCGUGCACGGGAAAGAGAACGCCAGCUCGCCGAGCGGGUUCGCGAACACGAGAAGAAAGAAGCCGCGCGAAAACCCAUGACGGACGAAGAGAAGCAAGCAUCAGCCAAGGCAGAAUACGAGAAAUUGUUGAAUAUGCGCUCUGGUGGUACAUAUAUUCCUCCCGCCCGAUUGCGCGCCCUGCAGUCACAGAUCACGGACAAGUCCAGCAAAGAGUAUCAGCGGAUGGCGUGGGAAGCCUUGAAGAAAUCGAUCAAUGGUCUUAUCAAUAAGGUGAACGUGUCGAAUAUCAAGUUCAUUGUUCCAGAACUUUUUGGUGAGAACUUGGUCCGCGGACGUGGUUUGUUUUGCCGGAGUAUCAUGAAGGCUCAGGCUGCCAGUUUGCCAUUCACUCCGAUCUACGCUACGAUGGCCGCCAUUGUCAACACCAAAUUGCCUCAAGUUGGCGAACUGCUCCUCUCCCGAUUGAUUGUCCAAUUUCGGAAAGCAUUCAAGCGGAACGACAAAGCCGUCUGUAUUUCCUCCACCACCUUUAUCGCACACCUUUGCAAUCAGCAGGUCGUCCAUGAGAUGACAGCCGCCCAGAUCCUCCUCCUCCUCCUUCAUAAGCCAACGGACGAUAGCGUUGAAAUUGCCGUCGGUCUUACACGAGAGGUUGGGCAGCAUUUGGAAGAGAUGAGCGGGCCUAUUGCGCUAGCGGUAUUCGAUCAGUUCCGUAACAUCUUGCACGAGGCCGACAUCGACAAGCGUGUACAGUAUAUGAUCGAAGUUCUGUUUCAAGUGCGCAAGGACAGGUACAAGGAUAACCCAGCGGUAAGAGAGGAAUUGGAUCUAGUUGAAGAGGAGGAUCAAAUUACCCAUCGCAUCGGUCUGGACGAUGAGAUUGAAACACAAGAUGGGCUCAACAUCUUCAAAUACGAUGAGCAAUGGGAAGAACACCAAGAGGCGUACGCGCGGUUGAAAGCAGAGAUCUUAGGAGAAGGUAGCGAGGAUGAAGAUGAUGGGGAUGAAUCGGACGUGAGCUCGGAUGAGGACGAGGACGAGGAAAAGAAGAUGGAUAUCAAGGAUCAAAGCAACACAGAUCUCGUCAACCUUCGACGGACCAUUUACUUGACAAUCAUGUCGAGCAUUGACUUUGAAGAAUGCUGUCACAAGCUGAUGAAGGUCUCGCUACCACCUGGUUUGGAGCCAGAGCUUCCAUCCAUGAUCAUCGAGUGUUGCUCGCAAGAGCGCACAUACUCGAAGUUCUACGGGUUAAUUGGAGAGCGAUUUGCCAAGAUCAAUCGUCUCUGGUCGGACUUGUUUGAGGCUGCGUUCGCCAAAUAUUACGACACAAUCCAUCGGUACGAGACGAACCGGCUUCGCAACAUUGCCUGCUUCUUUGGCCACAUGCUCAGCACUGAUGCGAUUGGCUGGCAUGUGAUGUCUAUCAUCCAUAUGAAUGAGGAGGAGACGACAUCGAGCAGUCGUAUCUUUAUCAAAAUACUCUUCCAGAAUCUCGGAGAGCAUCUUGGGCUGCCCAAGUUGCGAGCGCAGAUGACGGAUGAGAUCCUUCGACCCAGUUUCGAAGGACUCUUCCCUAUGGACAACCCACGGAACACGCGUUUCUCCAUCAACUAUUUCACCAGUGUCGGCUUUGGUAUUUUAACGGAGGAUAUGCGUGAACACCUCAAGAACCUGCCCAAACCGGAGCCGCCCGCACUGCCGCCGACCAGGGAUGCAGAUUCGGACUCGGAGUCGGUCAGCAGUCGUUCAUCUUGCUCGACCUGCACAGGUCCCCGCCACUCUCGCUCCCCGUCCAGGUCGAGAUCCUACUCGUACUCCCGAUCGCCAAGUCGUGGUCGUGGACGGUCCUACACACGGUCUCUGUCCCGGUCGUCUCGGGGACGAAGCUACAGUUACACCCCUUCCCGUUCCCGCUCCCGCUCUCGCACUCCUCCAGCAAGAUCUCGCCGUCGCUCCAUUUCCCACAGUCGAUCCCCAAGCCGGUCCGUAUCGCGGACAUCAUCCCGACGAGGCCGAGCCCGCUCCUACGACUCGCGGGACUCGCGAAGCCCAAGUCCCUACCGCUCACGGAAACGCUCGCCGUCUCGAUCAGUCACCCCACCUCGAAAGCGGAGUUACUCUCGCUCGUUAUCGCGGUCUGCCACACCGCCUCGACGUGGAGCUGCGGCGCCUAAAAGCAGACGCUACUCAGACAGUGUAUCACGGUCACCGCCACGUCGUGGUGGAGGUGUUCGCGAUGAUUCUCGCUCACCUAGUCCACCACCGCGCCGAAGGAGGUAUUCGGAUUCAGUGUCACGGUCUCGCUCGCCACCGCCUCGUCGGAGUCGCAGGUCGCCUUCGGGGAGUCCACCUCGGCGAGAGGGAAGAGGUCGCGCCAGUGAUCACUUUUAGUCUAGGGGUUAAAAAGCAGGAUCUGCAUGGAUGAUAGGUAGUUUAAUAGCUUGAGGUGCAUUUAUGAAGAUUGAAUGUAUCUGUUAUACUGGGUUGUAACGAUAAUACCACGUUUGC
Aspergillus ruber CBS 135680 is the source of this 2802-nucleotide messenger RNA. Its product is annotated as pre-mRNA-splicing factor CWC22. Gene Ontology annotation, cellular component: catalytic step 2 spliceosome. The transcript has a single exon. Gene Ontology annotation, molecular function: protein binding; RNA binding. The record is from RefSeq and is a predicted model, not a curated record. Lineage: Eukaryota; Fungi; Ascomycota; Eurotiomycetes; Eurotiales; Aspergillaceae. Gene Ontology annotation, biological process: mRNA splicing, via spliceosome. Bases 109 to 2685 code for a protein of 858 amino acids.